Messenger RNA from Sphenostylis stenocarpa, 180 nucleotides. The record is from the annotation of a GenBank genome assembly. NCBI's taxonomy places the organism in Eukaryota, Viridiplantae, Streptophyta, Magnoliopsida, Fabales, Fabaceae.
AUGGCAUUUGCCAUAAGUUUUCCUUGUGGUGGGAAUGUCAUUAAAAUAAUGAAGAAUAUUCCUAUUUGUGUGGAUUGCCUAGACUUCAUGGAAUUACCAUCAUAUCUAUUUCAGAAGAAGAUUGUUGUGAGAGAUUCGAUCCAGGAGAGUGGCAGAUCACCAAGUGGAAAUUGCAAGUAA